AUGGAGAAUAGUGUUCUCUUGGGCGAUAGUGGCUACGCCUGCAUGCCAUUUUUGACGACCCCCUACCCAGAACCAGAAACCUAUUCACAGCGCCGAUUUAACCGUGCCCACAGAGUCACUAGGUGUCUCAUUGAAAGAACCUUUGGUGUCCUAAAACGGCGUUUUCAUGUCCUUCAUGGUGAAGUUCGUAUGUGCCCCAAAAGGGUAUGUGCCAUUGUUGUUGCCUGCUGUAUCCUACACAACAUUGCCAUUGAACAUGGUGAGCCACUGGAUGAAGAAGAGGAGGAACCCUUAGUAGAGGAGAUUAACAACUACUAUGAUGGUGUUGAUACUGGAACAGCAGUCAGAAAUCACAUUGCAGCAACAUACUUCUAA
Dendronephthya gigantea is the source of this 375-nucleotide messenger RNA. RefSeq names its product putative nuclease HARBI1. The transcript has a single exon. Bases 1 to 375 code for a protein of 124 amino acids. Lineage: Eukaryota; Metazoa; Cnidaria; Anthozoa; Malacalcyonacea; Nephtheidae. The record is from RefSeq and is a predicted model, not a curated record.